UUCGUUUUCCAGUUCAACUGUAAAUGUGGCGACCGUCUCCCAUCUUAUAAAAUGAUGCGUGACACGACCGCCAUCUUGAUAUUGGUGCUGUUGUCUUUAUGUGGAACAACUUCCGGAAAACAAAUACCACAGAAUAAUGAUUAUACACCCGUAACAGCAUGGAUGGAAUGGUCGUUUGAUCCAAUACGACGUGUUUGUAUUUUUCAUGGUACUAAUUACCAGGAAUAUAGAUAUGGUGAAAUAUUCACCAGACCGGAUUCAGGCAAAUGUUUCAGCUUUAGAUGCUCGUAUACAGGAAUCACUAUUCUUAAAGCAAUCAUGGGGUGCGAGUAUGGUGACCAAUGUAUACUAAAGAAUGGCUUUAUACAAGAGGGCUGUCUUAACUACACUUGUGGGGUCAUAGCGAAUUUUAGACAAGGAAAAUAUAUCAGAGCGAAGAGUAUGUUUCAUUUGGUAAAUGACGGAUGCUUGAAGAAUGGGGAAUGUGUUCCAUUAGGUAAAACUAUUUUAGUCGACAGUACGUGUGGAGCUCAGGUAUGCAGUAAGACCCUAACCGGAAGUUCAGCAAAUUAUUUUUUCAUUCCUAGUAACGAGGUAUGUUAUGAUACUGAGGGUUGUUAUGCAGAGGGACAUAUUAAAGAAACUGGUUCAUGUCAAGGUUUAAGGUGUAUGAAAACAACUAAUAUGACAUUCGAACCACGAACGGCAGGGUGUUUAGCUGAUGGCCAAUGUUUUCCCGAGAAGGGUUUUAGAGACACUAUAACUGGUACAACAUGCACUACAGAACAAUGCCAACUUGGUUUAGAUUUCAACCAUAGACUCGUUACAACCAAAAUACGGUGUUACGAUGACGUACGAAAGAGAUGUUUUAAUUAUAAUAUUCUCAAACGUGACCGGGAAAACUGUCGGGAUUUUAUAUGUGAGAUAAAAAAUGGCGCCGGUGUCUGGACAAAACUUGAUGCAGGUUGUAUAGGAGACGAUGGCAUCUGUGUUUUCCCAGGAGAGGGUAAUUACACUGCCGAGGAAACGGAUGGUGUUCAAAAGGAAUAUGAAUGUUUCAGAGCUACCAUCAGAGAAAACGCCUACUUAAAGAAAGUAGUUACUUGUAUAGAUGACGACGGGGAGCAUCCAGUUGGUUACACCAAACAGUACAGAGAAAAUUGCUACGAAAAAACUUGUGUGUCUGAUUUUAAAAAUGUAUCCCAGAUUUCUGGACAACUCUACGAUGGAUGGGUUUUUAGAUAUUAUGGAUGUGAUUGGGGUGGAGAACAGUGUGCUUUACCUGGUGAGAUGCGACACGAAGAGAAAACAGAUCACUGUCUCAUCACGUAUUGUACACCAAAUGAUGCUUACACCACCCCGACAUACGGGCUUUUCCCCGAGAAAGAACUCGAAUCAAAGACUGAUAAAGAAUGUAAAGAUGAAUCGGGCUGUCAAGUUAAAGGAUAUAAUAAAACCAACCCAGCCGUACCGUGUUCUAUGUUAUCAUGUGUUAUAACAUCCAGUCCCACAACCGGGGUCACAGCUUCAUUUGCUACGCUUAUAAUAGGUUGUGCAAUGCAGGGAGGCGAAUGUUUAAAUAUUGGUGACAAUAGAACGACGAACACUGAAGGGUAUUGUACUGUGUUCAGAUGUGAUGAUAAGCCACCAGUCAAUAAUGUUAUAUCACCAACUCAAAUCGUGCAAGGUUGUUGGUCUAGUGAUAAAUGUUAUGAUUCUGGUUCUAUUAUUAAUAACGAAGAUUGUAGUGAAAGUGUUUGUGAAGCAGGGUUGAGUCAGCCCCUUGAAUGGAAAAAAAGAGAUGCUUUCAAGUGUAAAAGUGAUGCAGGCUGCCACGGUAUGGGUGAUACAACAUUUGACACGACUUUGUGCAAGCAGAGACAGUGUGGAUUGGGUGGUAUCUGGGCAAUCAUUAAUUCAGGUUGUAUACAAAACACCACGUGUGUACCACAUGGUCAAGCUAUAGAUGUUGACGGUUGUACAGUCAGUGUCUGCUCUAACGGCCAAUUUCUUCUCCAAUAUAAAGGAUGUUUUACAGACACAAAUGGCUGUGUACCAGGUAAUACAACAUGGUAUAACACGGCCACGUGUAUGCGAUACACAUGUGAUAAUUACCCAAUUCCAUACGGUCCGUCAGCAGGUACAGCUCAACAAACACAAGAUUGUAAAGGACCAAGUGGUUGUAUUGCUGUGGGUGAUUUUAUUGUUGACACCAUCAGUUCGGAAUGCACAAAGAAAACCUGUUUAGCAUCGGGUCAGUUCACGGAAGAACCAUGGGUGUGUCAUGACAAUGACGGAUGCUAUGACGUGGGUUUUACCAAGAAUACCGAAGGAUCGUGUGAGAGCUUUAGUUGUUUGGAAGUAAAUAAUGUUGUAGAAUGGAAGAAAUCGAUAUGGGGUUGUGCCCAUCUUACGGGCUGCAUAGCGAAUGGUGAAAAUCGAACUGUCCAGGAAGGUUUUAGCUGUUCGACACAAGUAUGUACCCUACCAGAAGAUAUUGAUACGACGAUCGGCAACAACCCAGGCGGUGUGCCUCCAGUACUACCGACAACUACUAACUCAGGUUGUUGGAGUGAAAACGUGUGUUAUCCUGUCAAUAGUGUCCUUGAUUUGGGUCAGUGUCAGACGAAGAAAUGUGAAGAUAUCGGAAAUGGGGUGCUAGAAUGGACAGAUGAUGCUUCACAAUGUUACUUUGACGGAAAAUGUUACCAGGAUGGUGCUACAAGAAAUGAAAACUCAACGUGUGCUAUUCUGAAUUGUCAGGGUAACGAAUGGAAACCCUCAGGAGAAUCACAUGGAUGUGGAAAGGGUGGUGUUUGUUAUACAGAAGGGGAUGUCAUCGUGUCUGAUGUGAAUGAAUGUAUGGUAGAACUAUGUGAAAAUAACGCCUUGGUACAGCGAUUUACAGGUUGUUUCGGUCCACCCAGCAAACGAUGCUUAUCAACUAAUGAAACGUAUGUUGAUGAACAAACAUGUUCUACUUACCAUUGUACACCGAAAAAAGAAGUAUAUUUUUUAAUUCCACCAACACCGAUAACAGGCACAGGGUGCAGCGAUACCACUGGAUGUCAUACAGUUGGUUUCCAAUCUGAGCUAAUUCCUCAGACAUGUUCUCGUUCCACGUGUACAUCCGGGGGCAAUUGGGUUGAUGUCAAGACAGCAUGUGAGAGUGAAUCUAUGUGUCAUGAAAUUGAUACGUUACAGCCAGUUGAAAGCAGGGAUCCAACUUGUUUCAGAAGAAGAUGCCGAUUUGAAACUAAUUCCGGAUCUACGUUUCCGGAACCAGUAUGGGAAUUUGUCCAGUUUGGUUGUAUCUAUGGAGACAACUGUAUGACGUAUGGUUCAAACCUCACAUCUCAGACUGGUCAGGAAACAUGUCAUCACGUGGUAUGUUCGUCACAGGAGAGAACAUGGAAGAGCGAAGAAAAUGCGACGAAUCUGGUGCAAGGGAUUGUUCAGUAUCAGGGAUGUUAUUUCGAGGAUAAAUGUUACAGUAGUGGGGCGAUGAUUUUUGACAAUGAGUGCUCGAAUAUCACUUGUAUGGAGACCUCGACUAAUACUUAUCAAUGGGACCGAUUUACAUAUUACGGAUGUAGAUAUGGUGGUGAAUGUUUCAGCCCAGGUGUAAAAUGGGUAAAUGCCAAUGGAUUACAGUGUACAUGUUACCGUGGUCUUGGGCCAGUUUGUGCAUAAACCAAUUAAAUAUUGUAAAACCAAAUCAGAGAUAAAUAAACUAUGUCACUUUA
Messenger RNA from Patella vulgata (common limpet), 3746 nucleotides. Its product is annotated as prestalk protein. The transcript has 29 exons. Bases 52 to 3693 code for a protein of 1213 amino acids. Lineage: Eukaryota; Metazoa; Mollusca; Gastropoda; Patellidae. The record is from RefSeq and is a predicted model, not a curated record.